AUGUCUUUGGGUGCAAUGACGGUAAUGUCAUAUGACAUUUGGAAAGCGAAAUGUGCUGCCGAAAAGAAACGUCUUGAAGCGGAAGGUAAAGGAAAUGGUGAUGCCGUAAAACUCGACGAUGAUCAGCAAUUGAGCAGUUCACCUCCGGCACGUAAACGUGCGCAUACGUUUGUCGCUAGGGAUGAACCGAAGGAAAUCCCGAAAGUCUCACCGCCUAACCUGAAAGAGAAGAAAGGUCGUUACAUUCUCCUGCCGACGAUCCCUGCAAUGAAAGUUUUCGUCGGCGAGGACGCCCCUGCCAUCGUUCCCACCGAGUCGUCCAACAUUCCACCACAGGACACCUCUGUGGCCACUACGACGGCGCCGCUUGGUCUUCCAACACUCAGCACUGCACCGACAGUCCCUCUGCCGGCGCCGUUGCCACGUCCUAGUCCGAUAGCCGUCACCGCACCGAACUUCUUCCAGUCAUUGUCGGGUGUCACACCCGUGGCGCCAGCUACCACCACCGCACCGUUUGGCGCCGGUUUCACUGCCGAUCAGCUCCUCGCUACACUUCUGCCCUCAAGUGUAUUACUUCAGAAUGCUGGUCUACUGCAACAAAACGCUCUUGCUAGCCUUCUUGGUCUAGCAGCCGCGCCUGUUGUAGCACCUCCAUCAACCUCAUGUGCCAACGACGUUUUGGCACUUCUACGAGCACAACAAUCUGCUCAGUUGGCUGCCGCAUUAGCGGUUCCCGGCAAAAACACACUGCUACCCUCCAGUACCUCGCCGGAUGACCUCAUACAAUCGUUACUUGCACAAACCAGGCAACCGAUCUUUUCGCACAGUCUUUGA
Ostertagia ostertagi is the source of this 834-nucleotide messenger RNA. NCBI's taxonomy places the organism in Eukaryota, Metazoa, Nematoda, Chromadorea, Rhabditida, Trichostrongylidae. The record is from the annotation of a GenBank genome assembly.